Molecule: messenger RNA, 2130 nt
Organism: Magallana angulata
Lineage: Eukaryota; Metazoa; Mollusca; Bivalvia; Ostreida; Ostreidae
Product: alpha-1,3-mannosyl-glycoprotein 4-beta-N-acetylglucosaminyltransferase-like protein MGAT4E
Exons: 5
Coding region: 704-2122 (472 amino acids)
Biological process (GO): protein N-linked glycosylation
Molecular function (GO): acetylglucosaminyltransferase activity
Source: RefSeq, a predicted model, not a curated record
CUUUGCAUAUGUAAAACACGCUAUCGUGGAAACAACAUGGAAUAAAUCUCAUUAUUUCUUGCAUAUCCUUACAGGACUUUGGUGAAUUGUGUAAAAAUGCGUCAGGGGUUUCAACAAAACAAUACUUUUAUGUGAAAUCGGGCAAACUUAAGUAGUGUAUACACAAUUGGAAUUCUAUAGACUUGUGCAUGUUUCUCUGAUAUUUGUAUAAUAGUUUACUUGUUAUCCAUAUACGUUCCAUUGAUUCUAGCUCCUUCAUUACAUUUGUGACUAAGCCACUGCAGAACGAAUAUAUCCUGCCUAGAUCGUUACACGAUAGCGUCCAGUAGCAAAGCUAGAUAAACAAUUGAAAAAGGUCGAGAGUCGUAAACCUAUUAUACAUUUCUGUUGAUGCUUAUUGAUCUGUUUUAAAAAUAAAUUAAAAUAACUGAAGACCUAAGUCGAGUGCCUCAGCCAAUCGAUGGCGAUCAAUGCUUUGCAAUUAUACUUUGAACCACUGUCUCAGUUUUUUAAAGGUCGUUAUUGCUGUGGCUCUCAGAUCUUGAGACUCAGUUGACAGUUCUCGUCCGGGCGGUGUUUUCAGCAGUACUCAAAGACUACAAGCAUAGUGCUACUUUAUGUAAUCAAAUUAACGGUGAUCCAAGUCUGACUUUUCGUAUUUAACUACACAACCCACAGGUGGAGGCGCCCAUUUGUUGUAUGAAUGGCAAUACGAAUAAAGUUCGCCUUGCGGGGACUGUUUCGCUUGCUUGUGACGGUUUUAACAGUUUAUAUCAUCUCCCAGAUGCUGGUCUUUCACUCAGUUUCAAAAUCAUCAACUCGCAGAGCUCAGACUUCUCCUGAACUUCGGCGUGAACGUCAAAAGCGUAUGUCCGAGAACGGGACUGUCAACAUAAUGGAUCCUCCACUGCUAAUUCCAAAGUUAAAGAAAAUUUCUGAACUUAUCCAGCAUGCAGACAGUGACAUAGUAGAUCUCCUUGGACUUCCGACUUCUGAAAAAGUUUUCCUCACUAUUGGUAUUCGUCUGAAUAGCACCAAUCCUAAAGAUUUCAAACUAGCAAGGGAAACCAUUGGUUCAAUUCUUAAGACUACUGGAAUAAAGGACAGACGACAUUACGUCAUCAUUUUCUACCUGCCGUUCACCAAGGAUCGAACCAGAUUCCUACUACAGGAAGCAUUAGGCAGACGAUAUCAGGAUUUUGUCGACGAUGGGUUGAUUCAAGUAAUCAGACCAGCUACUGAUAUUUACUUCGAUGAAUAUUUGUAUUCUAGUCUUCGAAAGGCCAACAAACUUAUUUCACUCCAUUCUGCAAAGAGCAACAUAGACGACGCUUUUCUUUUCUUGUAUUCAAGAGGUCUCUCCCAAUUUUUCAUCGAACUUCGGCCAGGUUCAACAUGUGCGACAUAUUUUUUCAAGACAAUGUGUAUGUAUGUGAAUUCCUUCAAAACUAAAUGGGAUCAGAUCCAUUUUUCAGAAAAUCCUCAAUAUGGACGAUUGUUUCGCACAGAUCAUUUACAAACGAUGGCCGAAGAUGCUCUGCAUACAUACGAUAGGCUGACGACAGAAGAGAGACUGAACAUAUAUAAAAUUUAUUUCCAAUAUCCACAGAAAGCCCUCUUUUCCUACGUGGAAACGGGCGAAAGUACCAAUGUUUCUUACUACAACAGACGAGAAGUAGUGCAAGAAAUGCUCAAAAGCAAAACCAUUAAUCCCGCUGCAAAAAUAUUCACAGACAUGCGCCAAUAUAAUGACCAUGAACUAAAAUAUGUAUACGAUAGGAACCCACACACGUUUUUUUGGUCAAAUGGAUUUCAAACCGGAAGUUACGUCACAGUUUUCUUCCUCAAACCUCAAUUAAUUCAACGGAUUGUAGUUAAUACUGGAAGUUAUAUUAAUACGGACAAAUUAAUGUCCGGCAUUCUGACGACAGGGCAAGAAUUUAACAUGGACACAAGAGAGUGUAAAAACUUGACCAUGCAGUGGGCGUUCAUAGACGGUUUUGUAGAUACCAUUGAUACUGAUCUUUUGUAUAAUGUUAGUUGUUUAUCAAUCAUUGUGAAAUCCAGACAGACAGAUUGGUUAAUGCUGCGGAAUAUACUAGUGCAAGUAAUAAAACUGUGAAUAACUGA